Cavia porcellus (domestic guinea pig) is the source of this 3607-nucleotide messenger RNA. RefSeq names its product DC-STAMP domain containing 1 (gene Dcst1). The record is from RefSeq and is a predicted model, not a curated record. Gene Ontology annotation, cellular component: membrane. The coding region runs from base 1363 to 3546 and encodes 727 amino acids. NCBI's taxonomy places the organism in Eukaryota, Metazoa, Chordata, Mammalia, Rodentia, Caviidae. The transcript has 16 exons.
GGCUGGGGACAGCUGUGGGGCUGGUACUCAACGACAGAGUCCCCCAGCCUCUCCUCCUCUAGGGUGUGGAGAACACCAGCUGGCACCCAGAGCUGGAGAGACUCGGGGCCCCAUUAGUCUGUAUCCAAUAGGAACAGUUAGCACCCAAGAAACCUGAACAGGGUGGGGGACAGCUGUGAGGGCCCAGACCUCCAAAUCCAGCCGUACCAUGAGCUUACCCACAUGCUUCACACCAUCCAUGAUUGAGCGAAAGAACUUUCGGAUCUGGUCAGCAGCCACUUUGGCCUUCCUGGCGAUAGCUUUAAUCUUAUUCAGAGCACCUACGAGAAAGGGGUAGGGACAGUGUGGGGCCUCCUCCACGCUGUAGGAGCCAAUUCUCGACAUUGUCCCUGCUGGGGAGGGGAGAAGGACUGGUGGGGAGGUGGGGAGCCAGGAAGAGACCAGAGAGCAAGAACAUGAGGGUUUGGCUGAACUCCAAAGUCUCUUUCAAGGCUGGGUGCUUUGAGGUUCAGACACAGAAAUAAGGCAAAGGACUGCAAACCUUUCAGAAGGAGGGGACACUGGGUCCUGUGGGAAACAGAGUUGGGGCUUACUGACGAGGGGCUGCUUGGCCUGCUCCAGCACCUCCGCAGUCUGGUUCAGAGCCAGCUCUGCCCCACAGGCCACCGCCUUACUGGCCUGGGAGAAGUUGUGCAGAGUGUUGGCACAAGGCCCUUGGAGUACCAACCCAAAAGCAGCCAUCAACAGCAGCAUCCGGCCAUGCCCUGGGGAGACAGCCCUGAACAUAGCAGCAAGGUCCUUGUAGACAGCUACCCCUACCCUAGGACCUGCCCUCGCCCCACAUGCCAGGCUCACUGGAGAAAGCCUGGGGCAGCAUCAGAAAGACAGUGGCUCGGACCUGGCGGGAGAACCCCAUCCCCAGGCUAAGGAAGGCAGCCAAAGUGACGGUGCCCACCAGGCAGCCCCGGGGGCUGCGCCCCUCCACCAGCAGCUCCAGAAGCCCAUAGGCCGUAGCCAAGGACAAUCCCAGGCUGAAGCCGCCCACACUGCGAACAAUGGCCCGGGCCAUGCUAGGCUCUUCUGCCCCUAGGGACAAUGCAACAUCCCCCAUAGCUUUGGGCAUGGCAGCCGGGACAAUGAUUCCUGUCUCCAGGAGAGGCCCUGGGUUCUGGUGUCCUGGAAUUCCUCACUCUAUUCAGAGAUUCCGGAGGGCUUGGGCUGUGUGUGUCUCAGAAUCCCUUAUCUGUUCCGAGGGCUGAGGAGGGAGAGUGGGUCUCCAGUCUUCUGUAUCUCAGAGCUGAGGGACUGGAAGUCACAGACUCAGAGAGGGGCUAGGAAUGAGGCCUUCCCUUCUCUCCAAGGAUGGCACUUCUAAGGGAAGCUUUGAGGAGACUUCUGGGACCAGAGAGGGUUCCAAAGAACAGAGAGGACAUUAAACACCAUGAGAGCGGGCCAAGAAGGCAAAGAAGGAAACCACCCCACACUACUGUACAGAGGCUCCUGAACUGGGGGCUGCCAGAGCUCUGCAGCCGGUUCCUGUGGCGUCAGCCAGGCGAGUUCCCUGUCACUACCUUCCUGCUGGGGGCUGGCACUGGGGGACUCCUGGCCAUAGGUCUCUUUCAGCUCUUGGUGAACCCUAUGAACAUCUAUGAAGAGCAGAAGAUGGUGGUGUUGUACGGCUUGGUGGGUUUGGGUGCCAUAGGUUGGGGGACCUCCCCUCACAUCCGCUGUGCCAGCCUCCUGCUCGUGCCUAAGAUGCUGGGCAAAGAGGGCAGGCUCUUCGUCCUGGGAUAUGCCUUGGCUGCCAUUUAUAUAGGGCCAGUGGCCAAUAUGAAGCACAACCUCAAUGAAGUGGUAGCAUCACUGGGCUGCACCGUGGAGCUGCAGAUCAACAAUACCCGUGCAGCCUGGCAUAUCUCCACAGCGCCACUCCGGGCAGUUUUCAAGGACCUGCUGGGCAGCAAAGAAUCACUGAGAGCAGAGACUCGAAACAUUUCCACUGCCUUUAAGGACCUGGAUGCCCAGGUGAGCAGUGAGGCUGGCUACACACCUGAGGAUGCUGCGGGCUCUGAGGAAACUACUCAAGGUGCAGAGGCCAAGAAGGCCCCCAGCACUAAGAUCCACCUAUCAACCCAGAAGAUGUUUGAGCUAAAGACCAAGCUGCGCUGCUCCUAUGUGGUAAACCAAGCUAUUCUCAGCUGUCGUCGUUGGUUUGACCGAAAACAUGAACAGUGCAUGCAACGUAUUCAGAUCCCACUCCUGAACCACUUGAUCUGCCUGCCAAUGAAAUUCAAGUUCUUCUGUGGCAUUUCCAAGGUGAUGGAGGUUUGGUGCCGAAGCCGUAUCCCAGUCGAAGGCAACUUUGGGCAGACCUAUGAUUCCCUCAACCAGUCUGUUCAUGGCCUGGAUGGGGAAUUUUCAGCCAAUAUUGACAUCAAGGAGAAGCAGCAGGCUGGGGUGCUGGGCCUCAACACGAGCUGGGAGCACGUGAGCACCGAGGUGCGGGACUACGUGGAACGGCAGGAGGCCCGGCUGGAGUGGGCCCUGGGGCUGCUGUAUGCACUGAUGUCCUGCACCUUCCUGCUGGUCCUCCGAGCGUCCUUCUCCUACACGGACAGCUACAACCAGGACAUUCGCUUUGACAACAUCUACAUCAGCACCUACUUCUGUCAGAUCGAUGAGCGCAGGAAGAAGCUGGGUAAACGGACUCUGCUGCCACUGCGCAAGGCUGAGAAGAAGGACUUUAUCUUCCCCUGCAAGCCCAUUGUCCAGGCCUCCGAAAUGAGCAAUUUGGCACGGGAGCUCCUGGAGGCGCUGCCUGUCCUACUGCUUCUGCUGGUGCUCUGUGGGCUCGACUGGGCCCUCUACUUGGUCUUCAACACCAUCCGCCAGCACUCCUUCCUGCAGUAUUCCUUUCACAGUAGUCAUAAACUGGAGGUGAAGGUUGAGGGGGAUUCCAUGCUCGCCCGGCUUCUUCGGAAGACCAUUGGGGCCCUCAACACUUCUUCAGACACAGGGGUGGAAUCAAACAACAUGCCCUGUCUGCCCCAGCCCGUGGGCCUGGAUGCCAGAGCCUAUUGGAGGGCCACUUUCCCCAUCGGCCUGCUGCUGUGUCUCUGCCUGGCCCAGGCUUUCGGCUACCGGCUCCGGAGGGUCAUCGCAGCCUUCUUCUUUCCCAAGAGAGAGAAGAAACGGGUCCUGUUCCUCUACAAUGAACUAUUGAGGAAGAGAGAAGCCUUUACCAAGCUGAGGCGGGCUGCCAUCGUGAGGCGGGCCCAGCAGCAGAGGGCUCCACGCCACCACCUGGUGGACACCUUGCACCGCCGCUGCCCGGUCCUGCGCCGCUGGCUGCGCCGGCGCUGCGUGGUGUGCCAGGCCCCCGAGACGCCCGAGUCCUACGUGUGCCCGACGCCAGACUGCCAGGUCGUGUAUUGCCGGUCGUGCUGGGACGACAUGCGGCAGAAGUGCCCGGUCUGCACACCCCGCGAGGAGCUCUCUUCUUCCGCCUUCAGUGACAGCAACGACGACACUACCUACGCGGAGUGAAGGGCGAUGGCUCGCUUCCCGCCCAGCUACACACUUAUAAAGCGCUUCGUUUGUCCCUGCC